Molecule: messenger RNA, 7471 nt
Organism: Lagenorhynchus albirostris (white-beaked dolphin)
Lineage: Eukaryota; Metazoa; Chordata; Mammalia; Artiodactyla; Delphinidae
Product: zinc finger protein 256-like
Exons: 3
Coding region: 205-3201 (998 amino acids)
Biological process (GO): regulation of transcription by RNA polymerase II
Molecular function (GO): DNA-binding transcription factor activity, RNA polymerase II-specific; RNA polymerase II cis-regulatory region sequence-specific DNA binding
Source: RefSeq, a predicted model, not a curated record
UUGCUUUCGUAUCUGUUGUCGCUCCGGAACGCUGGGCCGGGACUUGGGUGACAGGGUUGAGAAGGUCCAAGAGGAGCCGCUGUCUCCGCUGCAUAGAGGCCGGUCUGAAGUUCAGCGACGCCGCCGGGGGUGUCCCGGGCCUGCCGUGCCCGCGUCCACCCGCCUCUCCCGCCGCUACCGGCCCCGCUCUGCCCCCAGACUCUGAUGGCGUUGGCAGCGACGGCGCUGAGGACCCCGCCUCAGACGUGCAGUGUGACCUUUGAGGACAUUGCUGUGUACUUCUCCUGGGAGGAAUGGAGGCUCCUUGAUGAGACUCAGAGACGCCUGUACCUCGAUGUGAUGCUGGAGAACUUUGCACUUAUAUCCUCACUGGGUUGCUGCUGUGGAGCAGAGGAUGCAGAGGCACCUUUUGAACAGAUCACUUCUCUAGGAGUGUCACAGGCUAGGACUCCCAAGGCAGAUUUGUCUUUCCAGAAGACACACCCCUGUGAGAUGUGUGGUCCAGUCUUGAGAAAUGUUUUCCACUUGGCUGAGUGCCGGGAAACACAACACAGCCAGAAACUUUUGAGGUGUGGAGCAUGUGCAAAACGAUUUUAUUUUAGUGCAAACUUUCAGCAGCACCAGGAGCAGUACAUGGAAAAGAAAACCCUCAGAAGCAGUGUGGAUGAGGCCUGGUUUGUGAAGAGCUGCAGAUUCCAUGUGUCACAGAAGCCAUUGUGUUGUGGGGAGUUUGAAAAGGACUUCCCAACCAUCGUGGGACAUCUACAGCAACAGGACACUCAUACUGUGGAGAAGCCAAACACAAUCAGCCAGUGUGGGUCAACUUCACAAGGCAGGAAAAGCCGUCACACCUGGGUAGAAUGCAAGAAAGCCCUCAGCCCCAAACACACACUUGUUCAGGACCAUGGUGUCCACAGUGGAAGACAGUGUUUUGUGUGCAGUGAAUGUGGGAAAGCAUACAAGUACAAAUCCUCAUUUGUUCUGCACCAGAGAAUCCACACUGGAAAAAAGCUUCAUGUAUGUGGUGAAUGUGGAAAAUCUUUUAGGCAAAGCUCAACCCUCUGUCAACAUCUAAGACUUCAUACUGGGGCAAGGCAGUACAAGUGCAGCAAAUGUGGGAAAUCCUUAAGCCACAAAUCUGUCCUCAUUUAUCCCCAUUCAUGGCACAGUGGAGAAAGCAGUUAUGUGUGCAGUGAAUGCUCAAAAUCUUUUAGCCAUAGCUCAGUGUUCUUUCCACAUAGGAGAUUUCAAAUUGGAGAAAGGCCUUAUAAGUGUACUGACUGUGUGAAAUCUUUUACUUCUAUGUCUGCACUCAGUUAUCAUCAGAGAUCUCACACAGGAGAACGACCUUAUGUGUGCAGUGAUUGUGGGAAAUCUUUUAUCUCUAGUUCUGACCUCCGUUACCAUCAGAGAGUUCAUUCUGGAGAAAGGCCUCAUGAGUGCAGUGAAUGUGGGAAAUCUUUUAUCACUCGUACUGCUCUCCGUUAUCAUCACAGAGUUCACACUGGAGAAAGACCUUAUGAGUGUAGUGAAUGUGGGAAGUCCUUUACCCGAAAAAACAACCUAAUUAUACACCUGAGAGUGCACUCAGGAGAAAGGCCUUAUGAGUGUAGUGAAUGUGGGAAAUCUUUUACCUUUAGCUCCAGCCUUCGUUAUCAUCACAGAGUACACACUGGAGAAAGACCUUAUGAGUGCAGUGAAUGUGGGAAAUCUUUUAACAAUAGGUGGACACUCAUUCGACACCGGAGAAUUCACACAGGAGAAAAGCCUUAUGUGUGCAAUAAAUGUGGGAAAUCUUUUUCUUGUAGCUCCACCCUCCAGUAUCAUGAACGAGGUCACCUUGGGGAAAGGCCUUAUGGGUGUGAUGAAUGUGGAAAGUCUUUUACCACUAGCUCUGCCCUCCGUUAUCAUCAGAGAAUUCACACAGGAGAAAGGCCUUAUGAGUGCAGUGAAUGUGGGAAAUCUUUUAUCUCUAGGUCUGACCUCCAAUAUCAUCAGAGAGUUCAUUCUGGAGAAAGGCCUUAUGAAUGUAGUGAAUGUGGGAAAUCCUUUAUACGAAGGAAUAACCUCCUUUUACACCAGAGAGUUCACACAGGAGAACGGCCUUACAACUGUAGUGAAUGUGGGAAAUCUUUUAACAAUAGGUGGACACUCAUUCAACACCAGAGAGUUCACACAGGAGAAAAGCCUUAUGUGUGCAGUGAAUGUGGGAAAUCCUUUACCUCCAGCUCCACCCUCUGUUAUCAUCAGAGAGUUCAUGCAGGAAAAAGGCCUUAUGAAUGCAGCGAAUGUGGGAAAUCUUUUACCUCUAGUUCUACCCUCCGUUAUCAUCAGAGAGUUCACACAGGAGAAAGGCCUUAUGAAUGCAGUGAAUGUGGGAAAUCUUUUACUUUUAGUGCCAGUCUCCGUUAUCAUCACAGAGUGCACAGUGGAGAAAGGCCUUAUGAGUGCAGUGAAUGUGGGAAAUCCUUUAAGGAUAGAUCACAAUUCAAUAAACACCGGAGAGCUCACACUGGAGAAAGACCUUAUGAGUGUGGUGAAUGUGGGAAAUCUUUUAGCCAAAAAUCUUCCCUCUCAACACACCGGAAAAUUCAUAAUAGAGAACGGUCUUAUGAGUGUAGUGCAUGUGGGAAGUCUUUUACCUCUAUUUCUGGCCUUGGUUAUCAUCAGAGAGUUCACAGGGGAGAAAAGCCUUAUCAGUGUAGUGAGUGUGGGAAAUCUUUUACCAAUAGCUCCAUACUGAUUCGACACCAGAGAGUUCACACAGGAGAAAGACCUUAUGUGUGCAGUGAGUGUGGGAAAUCUUUUACUAGUAGUGCCACCCUCUCUUAUCAUCAGAGAGUUCAUGCAGGCAAAAGGCCUUAUGAGUGCAGCAAAUGUGGGAAAUCUUUUACUUCUAGUUCCACCCUUCGUUAUCAUCAGAGAGUUCACGCAGGAGAUAGGCCUUAUGAGUGCAGUGAGUGUGGGAAAUCCUUUAUCUCUAGCUCUAAACUCCGCUACCAUCAGAGAGUUCACACGGGAGAAAGGCCUUAUGUGUGCAGUGAGUGUGGGAAAUCCUUUAGGGAUAGUUCCCAAUUUAGUCAACACCAGAGAGGUCACACUGGAGAAAGGCCAUAUGAGUGUAGAGAAUGUGGGAAAUUUUUUAUGCGAAAAUCUACCCUUUCUCAACAUCAGAGAGUUCACACUAGAGAAAGGCCUUAGAUGUACUGGGGAUGUGCAGUUUUCUUGUUCAUUGUAAGGAUUCCAGAGGAAACUGAGGAGCCAUAUGUCUGAAUUAACUCUCAGACAUUUGAGCAUGCACAGUGGGGAGAUUUCCCCAUAAGUUUCAGUUAUGUGGGAAGCGUGGGACUAUGUUGCACUCUCUAACCUGUCCAGGGCUCUUCCCAGAUUUAUGUCACUUCCAUCUCUGGGGUCAAGGCCAUUUCACCUCCACCACCUGGUAGGUUCACACAGUGUGCAUCAGUCACCAACCCAGUGUGUUCAGGGAAGCUGACCUCUGUCCUGCAAUGUAUUGGCCAAGUUAGGAGUCACCUGAACAUUUAUGGCAUCAGCUUUCACUCCUCCCUGACUUAUCUUGGACAUGGACCUGGUCAGUAUUGGCCCAGAAGAUACCAAAAGUUCAGCUGGCAGCUAGCAGAGAAUGACAACACAGGGAUGUGUUGGUCUCACAUGAUAAUAGUAAAUUUUUCCAGCUUCCAAAUCAUGAACUGGGUAACUGCCUGCUGCAGAUUGCUUUGGCUUGUACAAUAAUCAAGGCCUUACAAGCUCUUUACACUCUCUUUAAUCUUGGAAGUUCUGUUUACUCUGCAGGUAGUUUAUACACAGGUUUUUACUGUGUAAGCAUAAAGGGGAGAACAACUUUUAGGGGUCUCAAAAUUUCUGUGUCUGAGGAGGGAUGGUAUGAUGGCAGACAGUAGCUUGCCAGUUUUGCCCAAAUUUGCAUUGCUGCCCACUGCCUCCUAGGAAAGACCGCAGGGAUUUCUGGUUUUCAUAUGAAGCUUGGAGGCUUUGUGUUUUAGGAGUCUCCAAGAUGUCCCUGAGAAGUGGCAGCUGUGAGAAUCUCAAGAGCUUUGAAAGCAGAAUGAAUUUUUUUUUUUUCGGUACGCAGGCCUCUCACUGUUGUGGCCUCUCCCAUUGUGGAGCACAGGCUCCAGACGUGCAGGCUCAGCGGCCAUGGCUCACGGACCUAGCCACUCUGCAGCAUGUGGGAUCUUCCCAGACCGGGGCACGAACCCGCAUCCCCUGCAUCGGCAGGUGGACUCUCGACCACUGCGCCACCAGGGAAGCCCCAGAAUGAAUUUUUUCCCUUCCUCAAAGGAGAGGUCACAGGGCACUUCAGCACUGUUGAGAGAUUAUCUUCCCCAGGUCUACAGAGAGCCAUAUUCCCUGAUGGCCACAAUUUAUUGGCCUAGUGUCACUGGUUCUAAGACCAUUGGGUCCAGGGGAAACCAUAAUUGGUACAGAAACUGGUUUACUAGGGAGGGGAAUAGGCCGCAGCCUACUAGUGUGUCAAUGUAAAAAUGACUGUGGAGAAUCAGUUUGUACACAAAUCUCAGUACUUCCAGGUAUGUUUAUCUUGUAUAGCUGAAGUCAUCAGAGAAAAUAAAAAUAAUUGAAAGGUUUUGUGGAUUCCUUUAGCCCCUGUAAUAUUCACCUCAAGGCCAUUACUGCAUGGGCAGGAAGAAAGAGAAAAAAGGGGAUCUAGUCCACAGAUGUGGCUCUUGUGACCCAGACAGCAUUCCUGUUUGACUUCAGGUGGAAAUGUUCUUUAUUGCUCACCAUAUUUGCUGCCACUGAGGCAAGACUGCCGCCCCAACCCCCUGGGGCAUAAGGAUAGAAAUGAUGGAGUCAGUAUAAGGUUGCCAAACCUAUUUUCUGAAAGGACUGGGACAUAGAGAUCUUUAAAUCUUGAGCUAUGUUUUAAAGCUUUACUAAGGUAUAAUUUACAUGUGCUAACACGAAUAUAUUUAAAGUGUACAAUUUGAUAAGUUUUGACAUAGGUGUGAACUUCUGAGACCAUCAUCAUAGUCCUAAUAGUGACCAUAUCUGUCAUGGUAUAUUUACCUCAUUCCUAUUAUAAUCUCCUUGCCUUUCUCACCUCUCCAAGUAACCAUUGAUUUACUUUCCUUACAGUAGAUACCUUGCAUUUUCUUGAAUUUAUAUUAUUGGAAUCAUUUGUUGUUUACCGUAUUUUUUUGUUUUCCUUUAUGUAUCAUAAUUACUUUGAGAUUCAUCAGUGGUAUAUAGUGCUUUUGGUUUUUGUUUUGUUUUUGGCUGAGUAAUAUUUUUCAAUAUGCGAUGGUUAGUUUAUCCAUUCUCUUUAUGGGCAUUUGGUUUGUUUCUAAAUUUUGACUUCUGAAAAUAAAUCUAGUAUAAAAAUUGUGUUCUUUAUAUGAAUAUAUGAAGAAUAUAUAUGUUUCUUUUAUCUUUUGUCAGUAACUUAGAAUAUAAUGUGUGAGUCACAACUGUUUUUUACUUUUUUUUUUUUUUUGGCUGCGCUGGGUUUUCGUUGUGGCAAGUGGGCUCUUCAUUGCGGCCUGUGAGGUUAGUAGCCCUGCGGCAUGUGGGAUUUCAAUUCCCUAACCAGGGAUCGAUUCCCUGUCCCCUACAUUGGAAGGCAGAUUCUUAACCACUGGAACACCAAGGAAGUCCCACAACUGUUUUACUUUUGAAGAAACUAAUAUAUUGUGAUCUAAAAUGAUUGUACCUUUUGCAUCUUACCAGCAAUGUAUGAGAAUUCCAUUUCUUCCAUAUUCUACUGAAUACUUGGUUUAUCAUUUGUGUUAGUUUUAGCCUUUUAACUGAGUUUUUAGAGUUACCUCACUUUUGAGUUUCCAUAAGGAUUCAUGAUGAGUGUUUUUUCAGAUAUUCAUUUGCUGUGUAUCUUUGUUAAAAUAUUUGCCAAAAUCUUUUUCUUUAUUGACCCUUGGCUAUCUUCCUUUAACAAAUAGGACAAUGAAACAACAAAGAUGUAUGUUGGAAUUUCACUCAUUUUAAAAUACUUUUAAUAUUUUUAAAAAGUGAUUUUGCUUUAUGGAGUAACUUUACUGGCAGAAUUUUCUGACUUAAAAAAAUCUGCAGUAUUCAUAAUGCAGUGGAUACUUAGAUAUACCAUUUUAAAUUUAAUCUACAUUUUUAACAUAUUCUCUAUAUUCUUAAGUUCAGUCACUGAAGAAUACAAUAAAGCCUUGCUUUAUAGUGCUUACACAUUUUCCUGGUUUAUAUCACCGUGGAAGUUGGUGGGUUGGAGCAGAUGGGGACAAGAUUUACUUUAUCUAUCUAUCUAUCUAUCUAUCUAUCUAUCUAUCUAUCUAUCUAUCUAUCUACCUAUUGCUGUGUUGGGUCUUUGUUGCUGCUCACGGGCUUUCUCUAGUUGCAAGAGCGGGGACUACUCUUCAUUGUGGUGCACGGGUUUCUCAUUGUGGUGGUUUCUCUUUGUUGUGGAGCACAGGCUCUAGGCUCAUGGACUUCAGUAGUUGUGGCUCACAGGCUCAGUAGUUGUGGCUUGUGGGCUCUAGAGUGCAGGCUCAGUGGUUGCGGCACACAGGCUUUGUUGCUCCGUGGCAUGUAGGAUCUUCCCAGACCAGGGCUUGAAACUGUAUCCCCUGCAUUGGCAGGUGGAUUCUUAAUCACUGCACCACCAGGGAAGUUCCAGGGACAAGAUUUCAUCAGGAUGGACUGGUCUUUUCUUUGAGUCCCAAAGCCUGGCUGGGGGGCGGGUGAUGAAGAGAUCAGUGGUCAGACUCCACAAGUCCUCAUCCAGGCUGCUGGGUUUAAUUCUGUAUCCCUGACCAGUGAAAGGACCCACAGGCAAACACUCCUCUCCAGGCCUGUUUCCUCCUAUGUAAGGUGGGGAUUAGGAUCUGACCUGCCUCUGGUCCACUGAAAGAUGUGAGGAGGGGAGCUGUCCAUUCCUAUGCAGCUCCCUUUGCAGGUGACAUUCUGGUGCCAGCCACCUUUAGCUCUCCCUGAUGUCCUCAGAUUCCUCUAGCCCCAGACCCCUCUAUCCCCAGGGACAUGUCAGAAAUAAAUGAGACAUCUCACAAUCCACGAUCUGGGUCAGCCCCCAUGGACUUACAGGCAUCGAGGUGGGGUCUGCUGGGUACUGAGGUCUCCGUGUGGAUACCCCAGUGGGAAAUAAUCUGGGCAACUUGCUGAAGCUCCUUGAGCCUCAGUUUGCUGACUUGGACAUAAAGGUGUUAACUUUGGCCCCUGAGAGGAUCAAUGAAUGUAACAAAACACUGAGCACUUAACACCUGAAUUCGAGGGUUUGUAUUUUGAGCUUGUAUGUGGCGUAUUUAUUUAAAAUUUUAAUAGAAAAUAUUUUCAUAAGUUUCCUUUUCACAAUUCUCUUAUUGUACUUAACUCUAAUUUAUUGGUAUUUUUAUUGUAUUAGUAACAUUCUCAUUUUGUUCCAUUUUAUAGAGUGCCAUGUAAGUUAAUAUAAAUGCCAUGUAAAUAUACUGUGAAA